AUGGACAAGCCCGUGAAGCAGCUGACUGCUGCCUCCCUCUCGCUGAAGGCCAUCAGCUGCCGCCUCGGCUCGGGCGGGCAUGUGCAGCGCGUCGGCUCGUUACUACCCUGCGGGAGGAUGACGCCGACACAACCGAGCAUGUCGUCGUCUACGCGCCCUGCGCCUGCGGUGAACAGAGUUAGCCCUGGCAGAAGCAAGCAACACGAUAAGGGAGCAUCGGAGACUACGAUAAGGCAGCAGCUCCAGCAAGUCGAUGUGCUUGAGAACAUGGGGAUUUCUCGGCAUUUUGCUGUUGAAAUCAAGCGUGUCCUUGACAGGACAUACAGAUGUUGGUUACAGCGGGAUGAGGAAAUUAUGCUGGACACAGCGACAUGUGCAAUGGCAUUUCGUAUUCUAAGGAUGAACGGAUACGAUGUCUCUUCUGAUGAGCUGUAUCAUGUUGCUGAAGCAUCCGUGUUCCAAAAUUCACUUGGAGGAUAUUUGAAUGAUACAAGAACCUUGUUAGAAUUACACAAGGCUUCUACAGUUGGUAUCUCACAAGAUGAAUCUAUCCUGGACACCAUAGGCUCAUGGUCAGGUACCUUACUGAGGGAACAGCUGGGGUCUGGUGGUGCACUAAGGAGAACUCCACUCAUUAGAGAGGUGGAACAUGCUCUAGACUGUCCCUUCUACACCACACUGGACCGUCUAGACCACAGGUGGACCAUCGAAAAUUUCAAUGUUACAGGCCACCACAUGCUAGAGACACCAUACUUGUCCAGUCGAUAUACUAGCAGAGAGAUUCUAGCGUUGGGUAUCAGAGACUUCAGUUCCUCUCAGUUUACUUACCAGCAAGAACUUCAGCAACUUGAAAGCUGGGUGAAAGAGUGCAGGCUGGACCAGCUACCAUUUGCACGGCAGAAAUUGGCAUACUUCUACUUGUCUGCUGCUGGAACCAUGUUCCCUCCUGAACUGUCUGAUGCUCGCAUUUUGUGGGCCAAAAAUGGUGUGCUCACAACCGUUGUCGAUGACUUCUUUGAUGUUGGAGGAUCAAAAGAAGAACUUGAAAACCUUGUCACGUUGGUUGAGAUGUGGGACGAACAUCACAAAAUUGAGUUCUACUCGGAACAAGUAGAGAUUGUAUUUUCUUCAAUUUACAACUCAGUUAACCAGCUUGGAGCAAAGGCUUCUUUGCUACAAGACCGCAAUGUUACCAAACACCUAAUACAAAUAUGGUUGGGUUUGCUAAAGUCUAUGAUGACAGAGGUAGAGUGGCGGAUGAGAAAAUAUGUUCCAACAGAGGAGGAAUACAUGAAAAAUGCAUCUUUGACAUUCGCAUUAGGCCCCAUUGUACUGCCAGCAUUGUAUUUUGUUGGACCAAAGAUCCCGGAGUCUGUCGUUAAAGAUCCAGAAUACAACGAGUUGUUCAGGCUAAUGAGCACAUGUGGCCGGCUCCUGAAUGAUGUUCAGACAUUCGAGAGGGAGUACGGCGAGGGCAAGCUGAACAGUGUUUCUCUCCUCGUUCUUCAUGGUGGCUGCACAUCCAUAUCAGAGGCUAGAAGGGAGUUACAGAAGCCCAUAGACACAUGCAGGAGAGACCUCCUAAGAGUAGUUCUUCGUGAAGAAGGUGCUGUUCCUAGGCCCUGCAAGGAGUUGUUCUGGAAAAUGUGCAAGGUGUGCUACUUCUUCUACUCAGGAACUGAUGGGUUUAGCUCACCAGUGGAGAAGGCUAGGGAAGUGGAUGCAGUGAUCAAUGAGCCACUAAAGCUCCAAGGAAUCCAUGCAUCGCUGCCUGUUGUGUGA
Miscanthus lutarioriparius is the source of this 1782-nucleotide messenger RNA. Lineage: Eukaryota; Viridiplantae; Streptophyta; Magnoliopsida; Poales; Poaceae. The record is from the annotation of a GenBank genome assembly.